Molecule: messenger RNA, 5967 nt
Organism: Amyelois transitella
Lineage: Eukaryota; Metazoa; Arthropoda; Insecta; Lepidoptera; Pyralidae
Exons: 15
Coding region: 227-3169 (980 amino acids)
Source: RefSeq, a predicted model, not a curated record
UUAUGGUUCUUAUCUGUCAUGUUUGUUCUGUCAGGCUUGUCAAAUUCCAAACUGAACUUCUCUGGGAUAAUUUUCGUAUUGUGUUGUUUCUUAUAAAAUAAAUAAAUUUCUUCUCUUUGCAUAGUUACAAUAAUUUGUGUAAUUAAUGUGGUGUGUAUCCUAAAAAUCGUUUGUUAUUGUGAUCUUGUGUAUAGUGCCAAAUUGAUGUUUCGACUUUACUGGGAUUAUGAAUCAGGGUGAUCAAAAUAUAAACAAAGAUAUGAUUGAUUCUGACCUAAUCGACGUGGAAUCAUUGGAUUUUUCCGAUAGUCAAACAUGGUUGUACACAAUCCCGGGUGACUCCGGCAACAAAGUGGACAUUGUCGACUGGAACCUGUCCUGCGACUGGCCCCUCAGCGAGGACAAUGACUACAAGACACUGGAGAAGGACUUGUUUGCCAUACUUGACAAUAUACUUAAAAAUGAAAUCUACUCAAUGCCGGACAAGCACAAGUUCGACUCGCGAACGUACGUCAAACCGAAGAGGCGACCACAACGGCCCAGCAUCCAAAGCAUCGUCGAGGUUCCGUCGAAUCCACCUUCGAUGUCGCCAAACACGUCGCUCAACACGUCGGCCAACACGUCGGCGAACAAGUAUUUGACGUACAACAAGUACAGCAAUCCUUUGGGACCGGUGAGCCCCAUGCUCCGACUGAAGACGUUCAAUGUUGAUGCGAACACUGAUAACAGUACCACGGUGAAGGAGUACGCAAUGAAAAGGAGGAGUCUGGUGCAGGAUGAGGAUCCCCAGUUGGAAGAUCUAGAAGCGCCAUCUGCAGACGGGGACAGGUUGGCGGAGCACACUCCGUCCAAACCAAUCAACAUAGACCUCUCGCAGCCGGCGCACAAUCUCCACAACACAUUCAACAAAGGCCUUACAAAUAUAAUGAACGAGCGAGGCAGUCUCAACAUGUACCAGAGUGGGGAAUCUCUCAUGCGGAUGUCACCCCCCAGCCUGGUGUCUUCACUUCUCAUGGAAAGUUCUGGAAACUUCAACCCGGAAUCGCUGGAUGCAAGGAAAUGUCCCUCGCAUAGAGAUUCAGGUCCACCGACAAUCGGCCGUGAAAGCAUAGACCCUAUGAUGACAAGCAUGACCCUCAGUAUACUGGACGAGAAGGACAUGAGCACCAGCUUCCUCUCCCAGACCACUUACCCCGACAACGACAGCCUCAUGGACUCCCUACCCCCCAGUCUAGUCAGCUCAGUCAACUCCUCCUACGUAGUCUCCAACACCUCCAAACUGAACACUGACUCCAAUAUCUUCAGCUCGGCCACGUUCACCCAUCUAGAACAAUCCGAGAGACUCCUAUCGUCAAGACCGAGGUGCCAACUGUACAACAGCAUCACGAAACGCGAAUCACCGAUGCCCCGGAACUCGGAGAGCUACACAAAAUCAAAAGAGCAAGCGGUACAAAUCGAUUCGACGAAAAUUUUGAACGAAAACUGUGACAAGAAGGAUGCUACGAAAUCGCCGGAUAUGACAGAAACGAUAACGCUGCAUUAUUCCAAUAACAAGUUUAGAAAGGACAACGACGCGGAAAAGGAGAAUUUGAACGCCACGUUCCAACAAGACGAUGCGUUUUUCAAAGACAUGGGCAUGCAGAAAACUGUUGAUUUGGGUAGGAACAGUUUGAACGUUACGCUUGAUAAGCAAGAGCUGAAUGAGAUAAUACAGGCGCGGCAGAAGCUAUCGUUAGCUCGGAAAGCAUUGCCCUCCGAGCCUGAGAAAUCUGAUGCUCCGAUUAAAACUAUACAGUUACCCAAUCAGACUAUAACUGUGCCUAGGCAAAGUAUGGAGAACGCGUCGGAAUUGUUGUCUAGGCGGAGAUUGAAUGGGGGUUUUGACAGACACGAGGAACCAACGAGGGAAACGCCGAAAAGGAACGCCACCUUCAAGAAAGUGUCUCCGAGUAAAGCGGCGAUGGAUACGACGGUGGUGUACGUGAAGGCCGACGAACAGAUGAUCGAUAUCAACUCGGCGACUUUGAACCUUAUUGAUGCUAGUGACAGGACGUUGCAACAAGAGGAGUGGGGCUCUCAAGAGCGGGCUAUGGUGGGCUCGAGCGAGAGUACCGACACCGGCACCUUCAGCUCGUCCAGCCCGCCCGACAGCGUGCCCGACACCGCUGCGCAUGACCCGCGGUUGCAAAUAGCGUCCACGCCCCUUAUGUCUGUGCGCAAGGGGUCCAAAAACGACCUGUUGAACAUACACAGCACCAUAUCACCCAUUUACGACAUGGUGUCGGACAAAUCUUACACCGUCACAAAAGUGCAGAGUCCUCUAGAAAGGACUUACGAUAUGCACAAUGUCACGGUAUUGAAUAGUGCCACGAUGGUUAAGAGGUCGGCCAAACGGGACAUUUUGUCUGUAAAAGGGAGUCCGGAAAAGAAGUUUGUGAGCCCGCCGCUGAAAUCACCGCCUAGUAGGGUCUCACCGACGGGUACAGGCUCGUACACAACAAUGGCACCGCCGACCAACAUGCCACGGAAAACCAACCUGCCUACUUCAAAACUUAGGCAAUAUAGUUCACACAGGGAGCUUAGCAGGAUACCGGCGGGUAACCCCAGUGGUUUAGCGCGUCCAUCGAUCGGUCGGACCAUGAUCAGGCGGAACGUCUACGCUUCAAAUCCAGCGCUCAGUCCAACAUCGCCGGUGGCGCCACCUAUCCGACGAGAUUCUUAUACCGUCGCUACUGAUAUACAGAAAGAAGAGGAAAAACCCAAACCUGUAGCCCCUCCCGCGCUCGUGCGACAAGGCACUGAGACUUUGCGGCGAGAGCGACCGCAGAGCCAUCUUGUGGCGCCGAGGGAAUUACGUGUGCCCCACGCGACACCCAGCGGCCUCGCCGUGCGCAGCCAUCAGAUACCCCCACCGACCACGCGGCCUUACUCGGUGGCGGGUUCGUCGCAACUGCGCGUGGCGUCGCAAUCCAGGCCCGGUUCAGUGCCUAUUCACAAACCUACCAUAGCGGCGCCGGUGAGCAGCGAUCAGUCGCGACCGUCUACUAUGGAGGGCCAGGCGCGAGUGUCAGCCUUACCAAGACCUUCAAGGCUUCCAGCCCCAAGACGAGCUAUCAGGCCGCCAUCCGUCUACUCCGUAGCACCAACCGCGGACGUCGACCAAUACUGACGACUAAUCUGUUGUGCCAACCUGUUGGGGAAACCCUGACAUAACUAAAUUAUAGUUAAAUGUUAAAAUAGUAACUUUCGACUGAUGGUAAACUCGUGUCUUGAGAACGAUUCGAUUGCGAUCCGAUACUAUUCCCACUGUUUUGAUAUUUUGAAUUUGGAAUCCUUUUGUACCUAUAAUGCCAGUUUUAAAUUUGUAUUUAGAACAGUUUUGAAAAUUAUUGACAUAAUUAUGUAUUAGAAAUUUUGGUGAAAUGAUGUGGCAUUCUUUUUUUUUAUAAUAAUAUUUAAAUGUUAAGCGAAAAAUAUCAAAUGUUUUAAUAUUUUUAGUUCUGAAUCUUUUCUGAUGUUGGCUAUUGAGUAGUUAUUAAAAGUAAGAACUUAAGGGACUUAAAACGAUUUGGCAUAACUAUGAAAGGAAUUGAUAAUACUCAUAAUAGACAGUAAUCAUUAUGUAAAUGUAUCGUUUAAUUGAGUAUCGGAUCAAAUAACUACAGUGUAUUUUCUCUAGUUGACAUUAUAAUUUUGUAUAAAUAUUUUUCUAAAUUUUUAUGAACAUUUUUUUUUAUUAAAUAUUUACUUGACAUUCAAAAUUUUUCUUGUAAAAGUUUUGCCAAUGUCCUUUAUCGUGCCGAGGCGAAAAAAUUUCACUUUUCGUCUAUGAAAAGUCACUCAAUUUUGCCUCAUGCAUAUCUCUUUACGCUCUCUUUGUAGUUCUCAUACAUGAAGCUCAAAAUUGUAUUAGGAAUCUAUCUAAAAUACGAUUUGGUACAAAGACAUACAAAUUAAGAUAUUAUUCCUAUGUUAUUUACAAAUAGUUUUAGUGCGAGACGUUAACUUGGGGCUUAGUAAUUUAUUUCAUAGUAAGACGUUUUUUGCAUUUUGUUUAGAUAUUGUAAUCAUUUAGAAUGUAAUUUAAUUAUAUUGUUCGCUUUGUUAUAUAUAACUUUUUAAAUGUAUUGUAAAUCUUUAAACUAACUUCUGUAAUAUAUUAUUAUUUCAGAGUAUAAUGCACAAUGCUGACACAUUUUUUUAUAUUGAAAUAACUAUAGAAAACAAAAAAUUCUGCGUCCUGCUCGCACCUAGGCGAUACGACAGAAAAGCGCACAAAUUGUACGUAUUUUAUUUAGGUAUAUAUGGUAACACUUGUACAUUUUGUAAAUUUUAGCUUUCAGUGUACUAUGUAUGGUGUUUUUAUAUGUCUAUGUCUACAUAUCAAGCUAAGUAUCAGUAUAAACUUCCAUACCAUUCAUUGAUUAAGCUAGUUUUAACCCAUUCAUAUGUCCAUAACGGUCCAGUCAUUCUGAUUUAUUUUAUUCGCCCCGUGUUUGCGUACAUUAUUAUAUACCUCGCUCUUUUACUCUUCCUCCUAUUUUACAUCAAAAAUAACCACGCCCUUUCCCGGAGGGGUAGACAGAGUCUCUCAAAGUAAGUAGUCUUGCCUCUCGAAAUUAUUCAGAUUUACUAAGAAAACAAAAGUAUACUGGUUAAAUAUUAAAGAGGGCUUUUCCACAAACGUUAAGGUACAUCUUCUCUCCCUCUAGUUAGAAAGAAAGGAAAAAUAAUAUAUUUUGUAUCAACACUCGUGAAUGCCCCUUGACCUUCUCAAAUUCAUGUGAAUGGGUUAUAAUUCCAAAUUAGGUUUGAUAUUAAAGCUUAAGUGUAUGUGAAUUCGGCAUAUCUAUUUUACAUCGACGAUUAACCGGCCAACCUCCCCUGUAGCAAGGAACGCGCGACGCGUUUUUUAUCGCGCGAAAAACUAUCGCCGUCCCGUUUCACGGCAUAAUAAAAAGUGAAACAUCGGUCAUGCUUUGCGCGACAAAAACGGAGUGACAUGCUACGGGGGCCGAAUCUACCAGUGGUUUUUGACUUGCUAUAUUCGUUUGCGAAUACAUACUGUUUGUUUGAGGAAAAAAUACAUGAAGAAAUAUUUUUAUUAGAUAUUAUUUCAUUAAUAUAUAAACAUUCAAAGGAUUAACUGAUUUUCCUGACAUUUGCCGGCCGGAAGAGUUGGAACCUGUGACCUUGCAAAUCAGGCAGUCUUUUUUACCCCUGCAACACAGUAGCCCACCAAACUCCUAUCAACAAAUUAUAGAAAGCAAAAAUCAUGGUAGAUUUCUAAUAUUUAAAUAAAACCAUGUCCAAUCCUUGGAAUUGUAUAUUUUGUAAACAGUUUUUUGACUAAAUGGUAAUUUGAUAGACACACACAUUUGGAAUCGUCGGACCAAUGACAUUUAUUAAAAAAGGGCUGACCACAUUACCAAGCUAAUAAAUCGAUUUUACCAAUAACCUGUUAUUUUUCUUUGUAUAGGCAAAAUUAAUGGUCGCGGCGUGGUAGGCAUGUUUACAGAUAUGGUGGCAGUUCCUGAUUACCCCGCUGGGAUGUGGUGGAUCAUAAAUGAAUGUCUAUUGGAUCUCGAUCGAUCCCUACGUCGCAUGUGUAUCACAAUAACAAGUUCUGUACUACAUCUUACAGUUGCGAUUGAGACUAUAUCUUAUACCUCUGACAGUAGCACGUAAUAAUCUGCAAAGCGCUGGCGCAAGCAGCGUCUAUCUCUUUCUAACUUACAUGAAGACCAUUAGAUAAAAAUUAACUAAGAGAUACAAAAUUUACUUAUAAGCGGUUGGCUGUUCAGAUAUGGUACAGAACUCAGCUUACACCUGAUUGGUUCGCUGUAUUGUCCGCGCUUGUGAUUGGUGCGUCCGACUUUGUGCGUUGGACACGUCGUUGACGUCGUGCCUUAUUUAGGUAGUGUAAGGAAUUUUGUUUUCAUUUUCUAAUAAAAUUAUGUAUUUAAC